Thalassophryne amazonica is the source of this 4513-nucleotide messenger RNA. RefSeq names its product activin A receptor type 2Ab (gene acvr2ab). Gene Ontology annotation, molecular function: activin binding; activin receptor activity; ATP binding. The record is from RefSeq and is a predicted model, not a curated record. The coding region runs from base 785 to 2434 and encodes 549 amino acids. The transcript has 12 exons. Gene Ontology annotation, biological process: activin receptor signaling pathway; protein phosphorylation; cellular response to growth factor stimulus. Gene Ontology annotation, cellular component: plasma membrane; activin receptor complex. Lineage: Eukaryota; Metazoa; Chordata; Actinopteri; Batrachoidiformes; Batrachoididae.
CUGAGUGUGGAUUUUAUUUUGAAGGGCUCCGUCGCGCGCUGCUCCGGGUCGUUGUCGCUCGCUUGUUGCGGUACAGUGACGCCAUCUUGAAAUUGUCCCGAGCGGAGCUGCAGAAGAGCAGCUCGUACUGAACGACGCGGAUUAACGGUACUGUCAGCCCCCGUCGUCUGCGCCUCUUACCGUUCGGACGUCGUCGUUAAAGUGCUUACGCCGCCGGUGAGCUGCGUUGUGGAGGAGAGAGAAAAAGUGGGGGGACCUCCCGUUACCGGAGCGGACGGACCGGAGCCAGCCAGGCUUCCACUCGGAAUAUAACGGCACGAAAAGCCGCCGUUUUCACGGAGGGGGGCAGCGGCGGAAUGCAUAUCUAAGCGUGUUAUUUUUUUUACGGCAUGUUGUUUUGUGGCCGCCGGGAGAAGUUGACUGGGGGAGCGGAGUGCGCUUGAUUUGCAGUCCGAUGGAUGUUCGCCCCCGCCGGCUGUGGCUCCGCUGCUCCGAAGACACUCACAGCGGUGCUGCACACCGAGCAGGUCCACCACAAACCGAGCUUUAAAGCAGACAUGCCCCCUGCUCUGUGAUCCUGGGAAUACUCAUCUGUUUGGGACUCGUUGUGGCUCGCACCAGCCGGGAUCUUUUGGCUCCUGAAAAUGCCCUUUUUGCAGACACGGUGCUCCGUGGAGCGGCCACGCGUUUAACUCUUCAUCUGUUUGGUCUCACUUUUUCCCACAGGGUUUUAUUUUAUUAUUUUUUUUUAAUUCCUAUUCAGUGGAGCGGACUCGGAUGGAAAAUGGGAGACGCCACCAAACUGGCCUUCGCCGUUUUCCUCAUCUCCUGCUCUUCAGGUGCCAUUCUGGGACGCUCGGAGACGCAGGAAUGUGUCUACUACAACUCCAGCUGGGAGAAGGAGCGCACCAACCGCAGUGGCAUUGAACCGUGUUACGGUGAGAAGGACAAGCGGCGACACUGCUUCGCCACGUGGAAGAAUGUCUCCGGUACUGUAGAAAUCGUCAAGCAAGGCUGCUGGCUGGAUGAUGUCAACUGUUAUGACAGCAAUGAGUGUGUGGAGAAGAAGGAGAGUCCUGACGUCUUCUUCUGCUGCUGCGAGGGCAACAUGUGCAACGAGAGGUUCUUGUAUGCCCCUGAUGCCACGCCCCCUCAGAGCGAGUCGCACCGUCAGUCGACGGCCUACAGUACGUUCUCUGACAGGGUUCAGCUCAUAAUGCUCUGCACAAACACAACUGGAGCCACCUCAAACCCAUUUUCCCAGAAGCCCCAGCUCUUCAGCACGCUGCUGUACUCGCUUGUUCCCAUCAUAGGCCUGGCCGCCGUCGUCCUCUUCUCUUUCUGGAUGUGGCGACACCACAAACUGGCGUACCCGGCGGCUCUCGUUCCCACACAUCACGCCUUUCACAUUAUGGUGGAGGAUCCUGGACCGUCACCCCCAUCGCCGAUCUUGGACCACAAGCCACUGCAGCUGAUUGAGGUGAAAGCCAGGGGGCGCUUUGGCUGCGUGUGGAAGGCUCAGCUGCUGAAUGAAUAUGUGGCUGUGAAGAUUUUUCCUAUUCAGGACAAACUGUCGUGGCAGAACGAGUACGAGAUCUACAGCGUGUGCGGCAUGAAACACGACAACAUCCUGCACUUCAUCGGCGUUGAAAAGAGGAACAACAAUCUGGACUUGGAGCUGUGGCUCAUCACUGCCUACCAUGAGAAGGGCUCGCUGACGGACUACCUGAAGGCCAACGUGGUGUCGUGGAACGAGCUCUGCCACAUCACCCAGACAGCGGCCCGCGGCCUGGCCUACCUUCAUGAAGACAUCCCCGGACACAAGGACGGACACAAACCCUCCAUUGCUCACAGGGACAUUAAGAGUAAGAACGUUUUGUUGAAGAGCAAUCUGACCGCCUGCAUCGCUGACUUUGGCCUCGCUCUGAAGUUUGAGGCAGGAAAAUCAGCAGGAGACACACAUGGACAGGUUGGAACGAGGCGCUACAUGGCUCCUGAAGUCUUGGAGGGCGCCAUCAACUUCCAGCGGGACUCCUUCCUGCGUAUCGACAUGUACGCCUUUGGCCUUGUCCUGUGGGAAUUGGCGUCGCGCUGUAGUGCAGCAGACGGUCCGGUGGACGAGUACAUGCUCCCCUUUGAGGAGGAGGUGGGCCAGCAUCCGUCUCUGGAGGACAUGCAGGAGGUGGUCGUCCACAAGAAGCUGCGCCCCUGUCUGCGAGAUUGCUGGCAGAAGCACGCGGGUCUCGCCAUGCUCUGCGAAACCAUCGAGGACUGCUGGGACCACGAGGCCGAGGCCCGGCUGUCGGCUGGCUGCGUCGAGGAACGUAUCGGCCAGAUGCAGCGCCACACGCCCGUCAUCGGCCCCGAGGAGAUCGUCGCCGUUGUCACCAUGGUGACAAAUGUGGACCUCCCACCAAAGGAGUCCAGCUUAUGAUCAACCAGUCAGUCAGCACCGUGAGAGGGCGAUUUGGAGCUGCUUCCAAUCAAUGCGAGAGGAUGAAGAGCCGACCCUGGUUGGUUGGCAGAGUGGGGUUUUUUUUUUUUUUUUUUUUGGGCUUUCUCUCUCUAUCGAGUCCCCCUCCCCCAAUCCAAAGUGCGGGCCGCUCCUCACGUUCAGAAAACGCCCGGUGUCACCGCAUCACUCGGCAUCCACAUCAUUUUGGUUCGUGUGCCUGAGGAUACUUCAACAUUACGUUUUAAACUCUCAUCCUGAGCAAACAACUCACGAUGUUGUGACAAAAACCACAACAUCUCCGUGUGAUGGCACGUGCGUGCUGGGACACUCAACAAACACUUUUUUCCAUGUAUUUGGUUUUUAUACACUCACAUAGGAGGGCCGGGUUUCCUGCAGAGAAUCGAGAGCUUUCACAGAACUCUCCGCCCAUUUUAGUGUUAAAAAAAAGUGAGCAACAAGCUCCCAAUGCAUUUGCUCUUUUCUUGUGUUUUUUCUUUCUUUUUUUUUAAAGAAAUGACUCUCUCUCUGCCAAUAAGCAACAGCUUCUGAAUGUUUCUAGUGUAAUGCUGCUGUACAUAGUGUAUUAUGGACCCAGACUACUUGUUAAUCAACUUAUUUUAAAGGGGUGCGGGUGAAGCGGGGGUGGGAGGGUCCUAUCCUUCUUUCUUUUUUUAAUUUAGCAUUACAACGUCAAAAAAACCAUAAACCUCCUUCAACCAGGUAUACCUCAGUUCAGACGGACAAUUUAAAUUCUCCCUCUUCGGUCAUAACGUUUCGUACACAAUAUCCAGAUCUGUCGGCUGUAACACUCGUGGGGUCACCUGAGCUGCAAAGCUUCGAUUACACACUCGUUUCUUUCCUCCUUUCUCUUUGAUUUUCACUGCCCCCCACCCCCAUUUUGUUGUAGAGCCAUACCGAUAUAUCAGUUGGCCAAUAAUAUCGGUCGAUAUGAGCCUUUCACCAAAAUAUUGGUAUCACUGCUAGAAAAAUAUGUUUUGGAAAUUGUGUCAGGACAUAGUUUGUCCAGCAGCAGGCGACCCAACAGUAUUGUUUACAGUCUGUCAAGCAUGGCUGGGACCCCAUCACCCCUUGGUCACAUUAGCUACAAAAGACAGAGGGACCAGCUGUCAUUCAUUUUCAGUCAAAGUGGGCGUUUUACAGUGAGAAGAGACAAGUGGUCGCUAUGCCACCAGCUACGUGAGGCCCAGAGAGACUAAAGAUCUAUUUUAUGCAAAUGCUGAUCAGUGCAACUCGGCAACUUCCAAUCCGAGCGCAGGCAGUAUAAUGUACACUGGUUAGUUGUCAGCUAUAUUUCUAGUUAUUUAUAAUAAAGUUCAUGUUUAAAGUGAUCAUUUUGAUUAUUUAAUGUUUGGAAUAAUUACCAUUUUGUAUAUAUCAGCAUAUAUAUCUGUAUCGUAAAUUUUUGACUCCCUAAUAUAGGUAUCAAAUCAACCCCCCCAAGAAAAAAAAAUUCCAUAUCGGUCAGGCUCUACUUGUUAGUGUGUGUGGUGUUUUUUUUGUGUGUGUGUGUUUGUUUGUUUGUUUGUUUGUUUUUUUGUGGUUUUGCUUUUUCAGGUGAUUUUCUUUUUUUCUUUUGCCUCCCCGUAUCAGCAGAGUCGCUGGGUACCGUGAAUGUUUUCCAGAACAGAAGAUAACGUACAACAGUUUUUCCAUGCUGAGUUAUUCUGUUAAUUAUGGCUGUAGCUGGAAAAGAAUUUAAUUUGGUUUAUUGAGAUGCUUCAGUUCUUCUGCUUUAAAGAGCAGAAAAUAAGACUUAACACUAAAGUCCAGACAGACAGAUUUAGUCUAAAUAUACACUGAAACACGUGUAAAAACUCGCCAGCGUGUCAGUGGAAGUUCUCUGCACAAGUUGACGUUCCUCAUCCUCAAAUGAUCUGCUGUUUCACACAUGUUGGAUUAGAUUCUAAUCCUAAUCCUAACCUUAGUGUUUCUCUACAAAGAAACACUUCACAUGUAGCUCUGACGGGGCUGCAUGAAUUUUCCCCGACUGGUAUGAGAAAAGUUUCCAAAUAUAAGUAUUACAUUAUAAACAAAAAU